CUUGUGUGACAAAAAGAAGGGCCCCACUUGCCGAGUCUUCUCCUUCCCUCUGCCCUCCUUCAGAUCUAAAACCCAAGACAUGCUUAGGCUCAGAUAGUUUAGCAGUCAAAGCCCCCCCAAAUAACUUCUGGGCUGUCUUGUUUUCUGUUUUUUUAACUGAGAUGGCGUUAGUGGGUGUCCAAGAAAAUGGGAAUGGAGAGAUGGGGUUUUCAGGUAUUCCAUUGGGGACAAAGAAUAAAUACAGAAGGAUGGACUCAGAGCUCCCCGAAGCGUCUGAUGAUGCUUCACACCAUCGUCAUCAAGAGGGAAAGAGUAAGAAUACAAGGAAAUAUGUUUUUGCCUGUGCCGUCUUUGCUUCUCUCAACUCUGUUCUUCUCGGCUAUGAUGUAGGGGUCAUGAGUGGAGCCAUUAUAUUUAUACAAGAAGAUCUGAAGAUAACUGAGGUGCAAGAAGAAGUACUUGUCGGGAUUUUGAGCAUUGUUUCGCUUUUUGGAAGUUUAGCGGGUGGUAGAACAUCAGAUGUUAUUGGUAGAAAAUGGACAAUGGCUUUAGCUGCUGUUGUCUUUCAAGCUGGUGCUGCUGUAAUGACUCUUGCUCAUUCAUUCGAAGUACUAAUGAUCGGAAGACUCCUGGCUGGGAUUGGAAUUGGCUUUGGAGUCAUGAUUGCUCCUGUUUAUAUUGUUGAGAUAUCGCCCACCGUUGCUAGAGGCUCACUAACCUCAUUCCCUGAGAUUUUUAUAAACUUAGGAAUCCUACUUGGCUAUGUCUCAAACUACAUGUUUUCUGGACUUCCAGCACACAUAAAUUGGAGAAUAAUGCUUGGUGUGGGAAUUCUGCCCUCAGUGUUCAUUGGGCUUGCACUCUUCGUAAUUCCCGAGUCACCAAGGUGGUUGGUGAUGCAGAACCGAAUUGAUGAAGCAAGAUUAGUGUUGUUAAAAACUAAUGAGGAUGAGAGAGAGGUGGAGGAGAGACUUGCUGAAAUACAACUAGCUGCUGGAAAUCCAAAUGUGGACAAGUCCGAAGAGAAAGCUGUUUGGCGUGAACUGUUGAGCCCUUCUCCUUCCCUUCGCCGGAUGCUGGUCACUGGUUUUGGAAUCCAGUGUUUCCAACAGAUCACGGGAAUUGACGCAACUGUGUAUUACAGUCCUGAAAUCUUCAAAGAAGCUGGGGUCAAGGGGAACUCAAAUCUCCUUGCUGCUACUGUCGCUGUUGGUGUUACAAAGACCGUUUUUAUAUUGGUGGCUAUUAUUUUUAUUGACAAACUUGGCAGGAAGCCCUUACUCUAUGUAAGCACAAUUGGAAUGACUAUUUGUUUGUUCAGUUUGGGAAUAUCUCUAUCUCUACUUGGGAAAGGACAGAUUGGAGUUGCCUUGUCCAUUCUGUCUGUCUGUGGUAAUGUAGCUUUUUUUUCUGUGGGAAUCGGCCCUGUUUGCUGGGUUUUGACAUCUGAAAUCUUCCCUUUAAGACUCCGUGCUCAAGCAGCUGCCCUUGGGGCAGUGGGUAAUAGGGUGUGCAGUGGACUGGUUGCCAUGUCUUUCCUCUCUGUAUCAAAUGCAAUUACAGUGGCUGGAACCUUUUUCACCUUCUCUGCUGUUUCAGCUCUUUCUGUUCUCUUUGUCUAUAAGCUUGUUCCUGAAACUAAAGGCAAAUCAUUGGAGCAGAUUGAGUUGCUAUUUCAGAACGAACAUGGAUGGCAAGGAAGUGAAGUGGAGCUGGAAGAUGUGGAGCAUCUUGUGCAGAAAGAAAUGACUGGUUAAAGGGGUGUUUACAAAACGACCCAAAAUCUUCCUGGUCCUAUGACUAGUUGGUUUGAAUGAGACUGCUUAAUAGCUUUCAAGGGAUUAGAAUUUGCAUAUGUCUACUGGAUUUACUCUUGCAGAAUGUGGGAUUUUCAAAAUGAAAAUUUCUACUCAUCAUCCCCUACUCCACGCACCAUGUGAUUUGUCUUUUUUAUAUUUUAUUUAAACACACAUAUUGACGUAUAAACAUGUAUGUUUAAAUAGAAGGACGAAAAUGACAAAUCACAUAUUGGUAUGUGGUAUGGGGAUGAUGAGUAGUAUUUAUCGGAGAUCCAGUCUCUCUCUCUCUGUUAGCAACCAAAGAGAGAAAAUACAAAGUGGUUUUGGAUUUAUUAUCCUUGUUGUAGACGAGGAGAGCAAACUGUUGCUUAUCUGAGCUGUACAUCUACUUUUAUUGGAUUGGAUUACGUCUAGAACAAUUGACAUAAUUGUAUAAGGCAUUGAAGUUGUAAGCAAUCCUGAUAUUGUUGCCUUCAUUGCUACUUGUAAUUUUCUGAGAUAUUCUUUUAAUAGAAGUGUACCAUCCAGGCUAUGGAGUUAUCGA
Juglans regia (Persian walnut) is the source of this 2343-nucleotide messenger RNA. Its product is annotated as probable polyol transporter 4. The record is from RefSeq and is a predicted model, not a curated record. NCBI's taxonomy places the organism in Eukaryota, Viridiplantae, Streptophyta, Magnoliopsida, Fagales, Juglandaceae. Gene Ontology annotation, biological process: transmembrane transport. Gene Ontology annotation, cellular component: membrane. The transcript is spliced from 2 exons. Bases 162 to 1757 code for a protein of 531 amino acids. Gene Ontology annotation, molecular function: carbohydrate:proton symporter activity; myo-inositol:proton symporter activity.